Myodes glareolus (Bank vole) is the source of this 630-nucleotide messenger RNA. The record is from RefSeq and is a predicted model, not a curated record. Lineage: Eukaryota; Metazoa; Chordata; Mammalia; Rodentia; Cricetidae.
AUGGUGUUCAGACGUUUCAUGGAGGUUGACCGGGUGGCCUACGUCUCCUUUGGACCUCAUGCUGGAAAGCUGGUCGUGAUUGUAGAUGUUAUUGAUCAGAACCGGGCUCUGAUGGAUGGACUUUGCACUUGGGUGAGGAGACAGGCCAUGCCUUUCAAAUGCAUGCAGCUCACUGACUUCAUCCUCAAGUUCCCACACGGUGCCCGACACAAGUGUGUGCGGAAAGCUUGGGAGAAGACGGGUAUCAAUACGAAACGGGCAGCCACAGGAUGGACCACGAAGAUUGGUGCCAGGGAAAAGAAAGCCAAGAUGACAGAUUUUGAUCGUUUCAAAGUCAUGAAGGCAAAGAAAAUGAGGAACAGAAUCAUCAAGACUGAAGUCAAGAAACUUCAGAGAGCAGCUAUCCUGAAAGCCUCUCCCAAAAAGGCGCCUGUUGCAAAGGCUGCCAUUGCAGCUGCGGCUGCUGCUAAUGGUAAAGUUCCACCCAAAAAGGCGACAGGACCCGCCAAGAAGGCUGCAGGCCAGAAGGCAGUACCUACUGCUAAAGGUCAGAAGGGUCAGAAGACCCCAGCCCAGAAAGCCCCUGCUUCAAAGACAGCUGGCAAGAAAGCAUGAGGCUGUAUAAAGGAA